Drosophila erecta is the source of this 2149-nucleotide messenger RNA. RefSeq names its product caspase Dronc (gene Dronc). The transcript has 2 exons. Bases 434 to 1789 code for a protein of 451 amino acids. Lineage: Eukaryota; Metazoa; Arthropoda; Insecta; Diptera; Drosophilidae. Gene Ontology annotation, biological process: proteolysis. The record is from RefSeq and is a predicted model, not a curated record. Gene Ontology annotation, molecular function: cysteine-type endopeptidase activity.
CUCACGCGCUUUGUGGUAGAAAUGCGAAACAGUACUAGUUAUUCGCUUAGUGGAGACGGUGGCUGCGCAAAGUGCUCCAAAGUCCUUUUGUUUCAAAAGAAAUCUUAUUCAAAGAACCCCGAUCCUUGCGAGGAUCGUCUAGUGCAAUACGUAGACUAGGUAAUUUGCUUUUGGAAAAAUAAGGACAGUGCAGCAGGCCGCGGAUUUGUGCCUCUUUCUGAAAGUCGCAGAACAAGAACAAAAAGGCGACAACAAAGCGGAGACAAAGAAACGAAAACAAGCGCCAAACGAAGCCUGUCACGGAACAACCUUGAGGUGACUCACUGCCAAUACCACUGCCAAUACCACUGCCAAUUGGAGACUGAUCACUGCAUCAUCCUUGGCGCUCCCAAUAAGCGGAGUCACCGGAACAAGUGGGUAAGCCAUAUCCGGAAUGGAGCCGACGGAACGCGAAAUUGGAAUGCCGAAGAGGCAUCGCGAGCACAUCCGCAAGAAUCUGGAUUUCCUGGUUGAGAAGACGAACUACGGGCUGCUGGCAAAGGAGUGCGUGCUCCUGGGCAUCCUGUCCGUUCAGAUGCUGCGAAAUACGGAGGAUCUCAAUGGGGAGAUAUUCAACAUGGACGAUAAGGAUGUGCGCUUGGAAAGGCAUCGACGGCUCUUCUUGAAGAUCACCCAGCGAGGUCCCACCGCCUACAACCAGCUGAUCGAUGCCCUGCGCAAGGCCAAAUGUCAGGAAGCCGCCUUGCUAUUGGAAUCCGUCGAUGAGUCCGGCUCAAGGCCACCAUAUAUCUCGCUUAGCAAACGGAAUUCCUCCCGGAAGUCGGCCGAUAUUGUGGACACCCGUUCACCACAAGACUGCGAAGGAGCCAGUGUCAGCAAGAGACCCGUACACGAUCCGCUCGGACCACUCACCCCGUACACGGGUCCAAUUGAGGGACCCCAACGCGUCAUAAAGAAGUCGAACAAAAUAUACACGGAUGACGUGGUGGGCACAUAUAAGAUGCAAUCCCGUUCGCACCGCGGCGUUUUGCUAAUGGUUAACAUAAUGGACUUUCCGGAUCCAGCCCGCGAACGCAAGGGAGCCGAGGUGGACAGCAACUCGUUGAUUCACUUGUUUCUCGAACUGGGGUUUACGAUUUUCCCCUACGGGAACCUGAACCAGCAUCAGUUCUUCGAAAUUUUGAACAAGGUGACCUCGUCGUCGUAUGUGCAGAACACCGAGUGUUUCGUGAUGAUACUGAUGACACACGGCAAUCGUGUGCGCGAGAUGGACAAGGUGGAGUUUUGUGAUGGAUCUGUGGUCGAUAUGCAAAAGAUCAAGAACCACUUCCAAGCGAACAUCAGUCCUUUUUUGGUGCACAAGCCAAAGGUGCUUAUAUUCCCCUUUUGCCGCGGUGAUAGUUAUGAUUUGGGGCAGCCAAAGAAUCAAUACAAUCCCACGGAGCCAAUGUAUACAUUGCAACCGGAGGAGUUGCCUGACGCCCAGACAGAGGGCAUAUCCAGCUUGAGCACUAAUGUGCCAACUCUCGCAGACACUCUGGUCUGCUAUGCCAAUACGCCGGGCUAUGUUACCCACCGGGAUCCCGACAUGGGCAGCUGGUACAUCCAGAAGUUCUGCGAAGUGAUGGCCGAACAUGCCCACGACACAAGCCUCGAGGAUAUCCUAAAGAAGACACACGCUUCCGUGGGUAAUAGGCGUACCAAGAAAGGUUCGAUGCAGACCGGUGCCUUCGAUAAUCUUGGCUUCAACAAGAAACUCUACUUCAAUCCCGGUUUUUACAUCGAGUAGUCACAGCCACUGCCCAUGAUGAAAGCAGCAUUCCCGACUGAGUAUAUGCAUUUUUUUUAACCGUAUUUACGUUCUUAUCGUCGCAUUUAUGACCUUUAGAUUAUGUGCUUUUGUGCUCGCGUGCUUCUUUAUGCAUGUAUAUUUUGUAACAAAGACUCCUCUAAGUGUUUUUUUAAUACGUAUUGUAUACCUCAUUUGGAGGUACGAAAUUAUGUAAUUUAUGUGAUAACUGCCAGAAAUUUACAAAUAGUACAAUUCCAGUAUACACAGCCAGAUUUUUGAAAUCGAACAACUACUCAAAAUGUAAAGCAAUUCUCCAGUCUGAUCUUUGAUUGUGUACAUUUAGAAAAUAAAAUAAAA